Molecule: messenger RNA, 1002 nt
Organism: Nematolebias whitei (Rio pearlfish)
Lineage: Eukaryota; Metazoa; Chordata; Actinopteri; Cyprinodontiformes; Rivulidae
Product: 12-(S)-hydroxy-5,8,10,14-eicosatetraenoic acid receptor-like
Exons: 3
Coding region: 1-1002 (333 amino acids)
Biological process (GO): G protein-coupled receptor signaling pathway
Cellular component (GO): membrane
Molecular function (GO): G protein-coupled receptor activity
Source: RefSeq, a predicted model, not a curated record
AUGAUAAACUCGACAAUUGACAACUGCCUGACACCAAAUAAUGCCACAUACCAGGUGUUCUCCUGGCUGAUGGCUGCAGAGUUCAUUCUGGGUCUCCCUCUCAACCUGUCCGUCCUCUUUGUCUUCAUCUUCAGAUUCAAAUUCUGGAAGAACAACUGCAUCUUUCUGUUCAACAUAGUGGUUGCUGAUUUCCUGCUGGUGGCUUGUCUUCCCUUCAAGAUCCAUCACUAUCAGCACAACUUGAGGCGCAGCAGCAGCAAUGCCAUCUGCAAGACGAUGCUCUUCAUGCUGUUUCUCAACCGAGGCGCCAGCAUCGCCUUCCUCGUCACCCUGUCCCUCGACCGAUACUUCAGUGUCGUCCAUCUUGGGAGGAAAAACUUUGUCAAGAUCAUCAAGAAGUCUCCGCAGAUCUCCGUGGUCAUAUGGCUCCUCUUGCUGCCCCUCACCGUCCCCACGAUGGUCAACACCUUCGAGUGCUGCAACAGCCAUGGCCGGGAAGUGGAGACGUUUUUCCACGACGUGACGGACACCUUCAGAGAGAUCGUCUUCUUCACACAGAUCAUCUUCCCCUUCUUCAUCCUCGUCUACUGCACCGUUCACAUCGUGAACAGGCUGAAGAAGAAGACGGUCGGGGAGAAGACCAAACUGAGGAAGGCUGUCUUUGCUGUCAUGUCGGUCGUCGUGGUCUUCUCCGUCUGCUUCCUGCCCAGCACCUUAGCCCGAGCGGCGCUGCUGGGAGUACGGCUGAACAAAAUGGAGGACACGGAGCGCACCGUGGUGCAGGUGUACGACGGCCUCAUGGUUUUGUCGAACGCCGACUGUCUUCUCGACCCGCUGGUUUACUGCUUCUGCCACUCAGGCUUUAAAAAUGCUUACAUCAGCACUUUCUGCCCCACGUUUCUCCAAAAGGGAGCGCUGAAACCGGACUCCAGCGUGACGCCUGCCACGGCCACAGCUGGAACAGCUGCUAAAACCACGUUUUUACCAACGUUAGCAAACUGA